GUUAACAGUAACCUGCGGCUUUUGGCAAAAUCGAACGUAGAGAAUACCGAGACCCUAAACAAUCUUGCCGACCAGACAGAAGAAUUCGCUGUUCAGCUCAUCGAUCAGGUUAAUGGCGGUGAGCAGCUUGCAAUGCGGGACGUACCGGAGAAAGUUGAUCGCUGUGCCUCGAUGCUCAGUGGCAUGACGGAUAAAGCAAUUGAAUUUUCUCAAAAGAAAUUUGUUACACAUCCUAUUUUGUACAAGAGACUGCAAAUGAGAUGGAAUCUUGGAAUACCUAAGGUCUUAAAGCCUCGUGGAAAGUUUCGACCUCUUAUGUACCUACUGAUAGUAAUAGACACGAUAUUUACUCCAUUUCUGCUCCCAAUCAUUGGAUAUGCUUUCUACCAGGACCAGAAAAAGAGGCGUUUGAGGUCACAGAAUAGUGUUCAAGAACAUAGUGAAGCAUCACAAACAAGUGUGAAAAGAUCACGAUCGGGUAUCAUAGAUACUUACCUGAAUUACCUGACUUCUCCUUUUGUCUUGUUUAUAAAAGACAAGCUAACCCAAACGGUAUUCAUAGCAUUUCACUGCAUAGUUUGCACUUCGGCGCGAGCGGAAAAAUAG
Molecule: messenger RNA, 606 nt
Organism: Stylophora pistillata
Lineage: Eukaryota; Metazoa; Cnidaria; Anthozoa; Scleractinia; Pocilloporidae
Product: short transient receptor potential channel 5-like
Biological process (GO): calcium ion transmembrane transport; regulation of cytosolic calcium ion concentration
Cellular component (GO): cation channel complex; plasma membrane
Molecular function (GO): inositol 1,4,5 trisphosphate binding; store-operated calcium channel activity
Source: RefSeq, a predicted model, not a curated record